Molecule: messenger RNA, 4099 nt
Organism: Branchiostoma floridae (Florida lancelet)
Lineage: Eukaryota; Metazoa; Chordata; Leptocardii; Amphioxiformes; Branchiostomatidae
Product: death-associated protein kinase 1-like
Exons: 15
Coding region: 869-3616 (915 amino acids)
Biological process (GO): regulation of apoptotic process
Molecular function (GO): protein binding
Source: RefSeq, a predicted model, not a curated record
CUGGGACGAGCUCAAAUGUGCUGAACCAACUCUGAGGUAAGCAUUUGGGUGACUGCUUACGUAUACAUAAUACUAACACUUAAACUUGCGGCAUUGCGAUAAGAGGACAUGGCAUGAUAUUUUGAUUCUUCCAGAACUAUGUACAUACUAACUUGUUUUAUGUAUCUGUGAUUCUAUAUGGUGGUCCUUUCAGUAAACUGAGUAAUUGAUUUCCAAGUAUAAUGUAAUUCUAUUUCAAGAUAGAAAUCGAUAUUUGUUACCAGAUAUGGACCGAUUCACAUUUGGAUGUAAUCUAUGUCUGGGAAAAAUGGAAUUCAGUGACAUAAUUUGCAGGAAUGAAAAUUGUAUUUUUUUUAAUACGACUAUGUGUGUCAAGUACUUUAGGCCGUGCUGAAGCGCCCACUAGCAAUCCACGAUGGCCCUACAGCGCCAAACGGGCGGAGUUUGGUACCCAGAGGGUAUGCUGCUUUUGCCUAACUAGUUGAUAAACUUCUUUGGCAGUCGGGCAAUGCCAAACCCCCUAUAAUCACCGAGUGAGCGACCGAGCGUCUUAUUUGUAUAUUUUAUAAAAUGCACUCUACGACGUAUAAUAUGUCACAUAAACAUCACUGAAGGUAUUGUGUACAGAUGUGUGUCAGAUACAAACAGAAUGCAUAGUACUUUAAUUUAUGCAUAUUUGAAUGGUAAUAUCAGCAUCUAGUUUAACUACUUUCACUGAAUCGAGUAUAUAUAUAACGUUAUAUAUAUAUAUAACAGCGGUUAAGACGUUUCUUCAUUUUCAGUGCUCUACUCCAGCAGUGAUAUAUAUAGAGCACUGAGUAAAAAAAAUGAUUUACAUCACUAAGGUGAUUCAUUCAGAGUUUUUCAUAUGAACAUUCUCUUAAGUCGUGUUCAUAUUUCCUAUGAACUAGGUUAUAAACAGGUGACCAUGGACCGGAGGGACUUCCUCCAGGCUGCCAAAUAUGGGGAUGUAGAGAAAGUCCGAAGAGGGCUGGAGGCAGGAGUGGACGUCAAUACAGAGGACGAGUACGGAGACACAGGUCUGCAUAGAGCGUGUGCAGGAGGUCAUGUCAAGGUUGUGGAGCUGCUCAUCAAGAACGGAGCUAAUGUCAAUGUGACUAACUGGACCGGAGACACAGGUCUGCAUGAAGCGUGUGGAUGGGGUCGUGACAAGGUUGUAGAGCUGUUCAUCAAGAACGGAGCUGACGUCAAUUUGACUAACGCGCACGGAGACACAGGUCUGCAUAAAGCGUGUGAUGAAGGUCAUGACAAGAUUGUGGAGCUGCUCAUCAAGAACGGAGCUAAUCUCAAUGUGACUAACAAUGACGGAUGGACAGGUCUGCAUUACGCGUGUAGGGGAGGUCAUGACAAUGUUGUUGAGCUGCUCAUCAAGAACGGAGCUGAUCUCAAUGUGACUAACCGGCACGGAGACACAGGUCUGCAUAAAGCGUGUGAUGAAGGUCAUGACAAGAUUGUGGAGCUGCUCAUCAAGAACGGAGCUAAUCUCAAUGUGACUAACAAUAAUGGAGACACAGGUCUGCAUAAAGCGUGUGAAGGAGGCCAUGACAAGGUUGUAGAGCUGCUCAUUAAGAACAGAGCUGAUCUCAAUGUGACUAACAAGAACAACACGCGCCCGGUUGACGAUGCUUGGGGACUGGGCAAAGAUACACGGCUACUGCUGGAGACAGAAACACGGAAGCAGGCGGAGUACAGCGAGCUGGUCUCAUCCGUGGGGUCUGAGGAGGGGACAACAGUCAAACUGUUUCUCUGUGGAGACGGGCAGGUCGGCAAAACAUCUUUGCGAAAGAUUCUGAAAAAGACGGGCGUCAUCGUUGUUGCUUUCUGGAACAUAAAGAGGAGGGUCAGAAGACAAGACGUCUUUAACCCCACCCCGGGGGUGCAUGUAUCCAGCAAACCCGUGCGGGGAAUCGGGAGACUCAGUCUGCAUGACUUCGCAGGACAGGCGCAGUUCUACGUCACACACGCCAUGCUGCUCCGCACCACUAACGCCAUCUUUCCUGUCGUCUACAAAAUCACGGAUGGGGAGGAGGUACAGAAACGGCAGGUCCACGGUUGGCUGAGCUUCAUCCACUGCAGUAACGCAGAUCCCACCAACAAACCCCGGAUUGUCCUGAUCGCCAGCCAUGCGGACAAGCUACAGGACCAGGAAGCAGGUAUGCGCCGGGCUAAAGCUCUGGUGGAACACUACAGGAAACUGUUCGAGGAGUCACUGAUUGUGUCACUGGAGGUGUUUCUCAUCAACUGCCUGGAGGCGGGGUCCCGUGAGAUACAGCGGCUACGAGAGGUGCUGAGAACGUUUAGGAACGACAUGCUGAAGCAAAGACCACAGGUCCCAAAGGUUUGUGUCCAGUUGUUGAAAAUGAUUGAAAGCCGGAGGCAGGACGGAAAGAUGUUUCCAGUGAUGGAAUGGCAGGACUUCCUAACAGCUGUCAGGCAGGCAACGUAUGGCACCCUUGAGUCACGUAUCAUACAUCUGGCGUCAUCGUAUCUUCACGAUGAAGGGGAGAUCAUCUACCUUCGCCGCGAAGCUGACUCGUUGGUAGUGUUGGACCCCCAGUGGCUGUUCACAUCCGUUUUCGGAUCCCUGCUUGCUCCAGACAACUUCCCAAUUGACAAGGUUGAGAGGACUGCUGACGAUUACGUCACCCUUGAGGAGCUGACACGUGUCUUCAAUGCCGUUGCCGACAUCCCUCUGCUGAUCAAACUUCUCCAGGACUUCCAGCUCUGCCACACGUACGACGAUCGCACCUUCAUCAUCCCCAGCCUGCUGCAGCAGGAGAUGGAAGAGGCGGCGUGGUCUCCUGUGUCCAGCAAGGCUGUCUACUUCGGUCUGCAGAUCCAAGGCCGCACGGAGAUCGACAGCUUCUCGUGCGACCUGUUCCCGCGGCUGCAGACGCUGCUGAUGCAGGCGCAUCCGGACAAGCUCAGCCGGCCUCUCCUGUGGAAGAACAGCGCCAAAUGUACCGACGGGAAGGCCGAAGCGCUGCUCCAGAUCACACAGGACAAGAGGCAGCUCAACAUCUUCGUCAGGAGCACGAAAGGCAUCAGGGAGCAUUGCGCAUCUCUAAUGGACCUCCUAAAUGAUAUGACGUACCGCCUGCUGCACGAGACCAGCCCCGGAGCCAGGUCACGGGACAUGGUGCUCAGCGACCUGGACCUCCGGGAACACAGACCGCAGCCUCACGCCUAUAGCAGGGAAGAGGUGGAGGCGGCGGCCGAGGAGGGCAGAGACGUCAUCCAUCCUAAGAGGAACAUUCCGGAAGAUGUCAAGGAUCUGCUGAUACAGCUCAGCAGCCUGAAAGGCAUGCUGGGACGGGUAGCCCGGAAGAGGCCGGAGCUGGUGGAGACCUUACGUCACAUCAACCCCAUCCUGGACCACCUCCGCGCUGAUGACGUCAUCAACUUGGACGAGAACGACCGCAUCCGGGCUGCCAGGACCCCCCAGGAUGCAGCGCGCGAGCUGCUGGACAUUCUGGAGGCCAAAGGUGAAAGGGCAUGUGUCAAGUUCCACUCAGUCCUUAAAACAUGUGAUAAGUUUGCUGCAAGCCUCAUAGUGGAGGAAGAAAUGUCUGAGGAGGGGGCUACAGCAAGUUAGUAUUCAAUAACAGAAACUUUGAUAUUUUGUUAUUAGACAUUAGUUAUUAACCUAUACUGAAAUCAAAAUCAUUAAACUUCACCAAUUCUGCCUUCAGGGUUAGGGUACAUUUUGGAAAUUAAGAAUAAAGAAAACAUGUGAGCGUUCCUAAUGCCAUAUUGAAUCGUGUACCCAAGGUACAAUUGUCUUACACGGAGAUUUCAGGAGCUUGUAUAGAUUGUAAAGAUUAUAUUUUAUCAUGCGGUUAGGCCAUGAAAGAUACAGUUUUCAUCAUCAAUACGUUAUAAGCAUGCUGCUAGUCGUUCAGAGAAGAAAAUUGUGUGUGGGGAGGGGGGCUACAGCAAUUAAGAGCUGGGGUUCUGUUACUCUACAUUUCGUAUUCCUUUUGUUUAAAGUAUACGCCUUUUCAUCUCUGAAAGAGUCAAUUUCGUUUGGCUCGUAAUGCGAAGGUGCAAAUGUUUUACAGGUUAAUAAUCAUGACUC